Molecule: messenger RNA, 10054 nt
Organism: Nerophis ophidion (straightnose pipefish)
Lineage: Eukaryota; Metazoa; Chordata; Actinopteri; Syngnathiformes; Syngnathidae
Gene: fgd1
Product: FYVE, RhoGEF and PH domain containing 1
Exons: 17
Coding region: 382-3291 (969 amino acids)
Biological process (GO): filopodium assembly; cytoskeleton organization
Cellular component (GO): cytoplasm
Molecular function (GO): metal ion binding; guanyl-nucleotide exchange factor activity
Source: RefSeq, a predicted model, not a curated record
UGCAACGUUCAACUUCACUCCAGCUCCUGUUUUCACACAAAAGCUUGGAAGUGACUUGGGAGGAGAGUCCGUCUGUGCGCGUGUGUGAGGACAAACGGGCUGCGGGAUGAGAGGACGAAGCGGGAGCGUCGCCCGUUAGGAAGCUGCUGACGCUGCACUUUUCGCUCUGUCGUCGCCUGUGUGACCUUUGACCUCCAUUCGGGAUCUUCAGCGGCGUGCCAUGGAGACGGCAGCGUGCGGAGGCUGGAGGGAGAAGGAGGACGAGAGAGGCAGACGUUUCCUCCCCCGUCCUCGGCUGCCUGGGGCUCACCUUUGACCUCUUGGCCUUCCACACCGGGUCACCUGACGUGAGGAGGGGCUGGGGGGGGUGAGGGCGUCCGCAUGCAAAUGAACCGGCCUCGCAGCGCCCUGCUUGGCGUCGGCCUGCCCCCGGCCCCACCGCCGUCCCCUCCUGCGACUCCUUCCUCCUUCUCCAGUCACUUCAGCACCUUGAGGUUCUCCUACCACCUGCACAACAGCUCCCCCUGUAGGACAGGUCCCUCCUCGAGUCCGAGCCUGCCGGCUAAGGGUCUCUCUCUGGAACCUCCCUGUGGCCACCAGGGUGCGCUGGGUGCCGAUGCCCCCCAGCAGGCCAGCUGCUCCUCAUCGGGCCCCGCCUCCCUGGAAGGCGGAGCUUCUUUCGGAGAACUGCAGGAGGUCAACGAGACAGGACCGCCGCAGCUGCCGACGUGCACCCUGACACCUGCGAGUAGGAGGCGGCCUAAUGCACUGGGACCAAAGCCUCAAGUCCCGCCCAAGCCCCCUCACCUCCAGCAGCAGGUGGGGGCCUUGAGGUCGCGACCCCGUGCUCCGGAAAAGCCCCUCCCGCCUCCCCCACCAUGUAGGCCUCUCCCGAUGGACCCCCGAGGGUGCCGGACCCCGCCGCCCCGCCCCGAUGACCACGCAUCCCCCACCUGCGUGCUGUCGCUUAUCGAGAAGUUUGAACGCGAGCAGAUCAUCAUGGUUCCUGACAUCACCGGGGGGGCUCUGUGUCCCCGCCCCCUCGACUCAGCCUCUUCCCGACCCUCGUCCCCACCGUCAUCCGCCCCUCCUCCAACCGAGGGGGAAGAGGAAGUCGUGCUGCAGGCAGGGGAGGAUCCGGCCCAGGAGGCAAGGCCUGAGGUGCCCUCAGAGAAAGACCUGGAAGACGAGCUCAGCGAGCAUCCGCCUGUGGACCAAUCAGAAGCCCCGCCCGGGCGUCUGUCCCUCCCAUCCUCGCAGACGGACGGCAAGCUGGCCAACCGCGACAGCGGCAUUGACAGCAUCAGCUCGCCGUCGCACAGCGAGGAGCUCUGCUUUGUGGGCGUGGACGAGGUGGGCGGGGCUUACCCCUGCGCCCUCCCCCGCCUCUCCAGCUCGUCCUCAUACGCUGGCGAGGAGGGCGGGGCCAGGAGGCGGGACUUCUCUGAGGACGCUGACAGCGACCUGGAGGAGGAAGAGGAGGCGGAGCUAACGCUGGUGCUCCCGCCUGCACGGCAAGACUUGGCAGAGCUGUCUGUCCAGCAGAGGGUGUUCCACAUCGCCAACGAGCUCCUUCACACCGAGAUCUCCUACGUGUCCAAACUGCACCUCCUGGACCAGGUCUUCUGUGCCAGGCUCCUGGAGGAGGCGCGCUCGCGCUCGUCCUUCCCCUGCGACGUGGUCCAUGGGAUCUUCUCCAACAUUUGCUCCAUCCAUUGCUUCCACCAGCAGUUCCUCCUGCCUGCCCUGCAGAAGCGCAUGGAGGAGUGGGACUCGAACCCGCGCAUCGGGGACAUCCUGCAGAAGCUGGCGCCCUUCCUGAAGAUGUACGGCGAGUACGUGAAGAACUUUGACCGUGCCAUGGAGCUGCUCAACACCUGGAUGGAGAGGUCGGCUCAGUUCAAGAGCAUCAUCCACGGCAUCCAGAGGGACGAGCGCUGUGCCAACCUGACGCUGCAACAUCACAUGUUGGAGCCGGUCCAAAGAAUUCCCCGUUACGAACUCCUGCUCAAAGAUUACCUUCACCGCCUGCCUGACGACGCCCCCGACUACAAGGACGCUCAGAAGUCCCUGGAGCUAAUCGCCACGGCAGCGGAGCAUUCCAACGCCGCCAUCAGGAAGAUGGAGCGAAUGAGGAAGCUGCUGAAAGUCUACGAGCUGCUGGGCGGGGAGGAGGACAUCGUUAACCCCGCUAACGAGCUCAUCAAGGAGGGACACAUCCUCAAACUGUCCAAUAAGAACGGCACAUCGCAGGACCGCUACCUCAUCUUGUUCAACGACCGGCUGCUCUACUGCGUUCCCAAGCUGCGUCUGAUUGGCCAGAAGUACGGCGUCCGCGCUCGCAUUGACGUGGACGGCAUGGAGCUGAAGGAGAUGAGCAGCGCGGCGGCUCCUCUGACCUUCCUGGUGUCGGGGAAGCAGCGCUCGCUGGAGCUGCAGGCCAGGACGGAAGAGGACAAGAAGGACUGGAUCCACGCCAUCCAGGCCACCAUCCACAGACACGAACACACCAUGGACACCUUCCGCCAGCUGACUUCUUCCCUGCGGGAUGAUGAGGCCACGCCCCCUCACUCCCCGAGCUGCGCUGAGCUGGGCAAGCGAGCGCCGACGCCGAUCCGCGAGAAGGAAGUGACGCUGUGCAUGAAGUGUCAGGAGGCCUUCAACGCCAUCACCAGGCGCCGCCAUCACUGCAAGGCCUGCGGUCACGUGGUUUGCGGCAAGUGCUCCGAGUUCCGCGCCCGCCUCUCGUACGACAACAACCGCACCAACCGCGUGUGCGUGGACUGCUACGCCAUGCUGGUGGGCGUGUCCCCCACCCCCUCCGUCAUGGCCGGCCCCGGCCUGAGGAGGCGCUCCAUCCUGGAGAAACAAGCCUCGCUGGCGGCCGAGAACAGCGUCAUCUGCAGCUUCCUGCACCACAUGGAGAAAGGAGGGGGGCGGGGCUGGCAGAAGGCGUGGUUCGUCAUUCCGGAAAACGAGCCGCUGGUGCUCUACAUCUACGGCGCCCCUCAGGACGUGAAGGCGCAGCGCAGCGUUCCCCUCAUCGGCUUCGAAGUGUCGCUCCCGGAGUCAUGUGACCGCCUGGAGCGUCGGCACACCUUCAAGAUCUGCCAGAGUCACCUGACGCUCUACUUCAGCGCGGAGGGGGAGGAGCUUCAGCGCCGCUGGAUGGACGUGUUGUCGAGGGCCGGCAAGGGGGAGGAGCCACUGGCCCACCGGCUAAUCGUGGAGGAGGAGGAGGAGGGGGAGGGGGAAGAGCCGGCGGGGCAGGCGGAGGUUGACAACACGUGAUUUGAUUGGACGAGGAGUGGUGCUGAGGGCGGGGCCAUUUCACGUGCACGACCCGACUGAAAGCACAAUUAUCGUCGUCGUCAUCCUGGCGCCAUUUUUCGUGGAUGACCCGAGCCAGAGACUCCGCCCAUCUUCUAUCCCGCAAAACCGCCCUUUGGGGAAACUUUGGUGCGGGCGGCAAUGCAAGUCAAAGGUCAAACCUCCUUCCUAACCCUCAAAGUGUCGUCCCACAGCAGGCCUUGCUCCGAGGUCCUCUGCUGGCAGAGUGCGGUACUGCACACAUUAUCGCUGAGUCAGUAAAUUAUUUUUGAUAUUUUAGGACUCCCGGACUGGCCUCCGCAUCUUUUCUUCUCUAGGAGCAGAACUCAAGUUGAAGAAUGGAUGGGACAAAAAAAGUUCAAAGAGCAACACCAGCGCUGGAGAGACAAGCAUUCUCUAGAAUGGACGCCCUCCUUGGCUGCUUGGAUCGAAACUGAAAGUUAACUCUGCAUUUUUCUCCAGUCCGGCUCCCUGAAGGAGACACAAGGUGUAGGAACACACGCUGCAUGCCAGCAGGACCAAGCUCAGACUUCUCCAGCCUUCAAUUCUGCUCGUAAUAUUCCUCGAAGACACAUCUGUCAAACUCAAGGCCCGGGGGCCGAAUCUGGCCCGCCACCUUAUUUAAGGUGGCGGGCCAUUUCAUUUAACGAGGGCAAUCACGCCAUUUAUCAUGGUCGAUCAAGUCUUUUAAAGUGGUCUGCCGUGUCAUUCAACGAGGUCCGCUACAUCGUUUAAUGUGGUCCAUCACAUUAUUUAGUGUGGUCGAUCACGUCGUUUAAUGUGGUCCAUCACAUUAUUUAGUGUGGUCGAUCACGUCGUUUAAUGUGGUCCAUCACAUUAUUUAGUGUGGUCGAUCACGUCGUUUAAUGUGGUCCAUCACAUUAUUUAGUGUGGUCGAUCACGUCGUUUAAUGUGGUCCAUCACAUUAUUUAGUGUGGUCGUUCACGUCGUUUAAUGUGGUCCAUCACAUUAUUUAGUGUGGUCGAUCACGUCGUUUAAUGUGGUCCAUCACAUUAUUUAGUGUGGUCGAUCACGUCGUUUAAUGUGGUCCAUCACAUUAUUUAGUGUGGUCGAUCACGUCGUUUAAUGUGGUCCAUCACAUUAUUUAGUGUGGUCGAUCACGUCGUUUAAUGUGGUCCAUCACAUUAUUUAGUGUGGUCGAUCACGUCGUUUAAUGUGGUCCAUCACAUUAUUUAGUGUGGUCGAUCACGUUGUUUAAAGUGGUCCAUCACAUUAUUUAGUCUGGUCGAUCAUGUUGUUUAAUGUGGUCCAUCACAUUAUUUAGUGUGGUCGAUCACGUCGUUUAAAGUGGUCCAUCACAUUAUUUAGUCUGGUCGAUCAUGUUGUUUAAUGUGGUCCAUCACAUUAUUUAGUGUGGUCGAUCACGUCGUUUAAUGUGGUCCAUCACAUUAUUUAGUGUGGUCGAUCACGUCGUUUAAUGUGAUCCAUCACAUUAUUUAGUGUGGUCGAUCACGUUGUUUAACGUGGUCCAUCACGUCAUUUAAAGUGGUCGAUCACCUCAUUUAAUGUGGUCCAUCACGUCAUUUAACGUGGUCCAUCACGUCAUUUAAUAUGGUCCAUCACGUCAUUUAACGUGGUCGAUCAUAUCAUUUAAUAUGGUCCACCAAGUAAUUUAAUGUGGUACAUCACGUCAUUUAAUAUGGUCGAUCACGUCUUUUAACGUGGUCGAUCACGUCAUUUAAUAUGGUCGAUCACGUCUUUUAACGUGGUCGAUCACGUCAUUUAAUAUGGUCCACCAUGUAAUUUAAUAUAGUCCAUUACGUCAUUUAACGUGGUCCAUCACGUCAUUUAAUGUGGUCGAUCACGUCAUUUAAUAUGGUCCACCAAGUAAUUUAAAGUGGUACAUCACGCCAUUUAAUGUGGUCGAUCACGUCAUUUAACGUGGUCGAUCACAUCAUUUAAUAUGGUCCACCAUGUAAUUUAAUGUGGUCCAUCACAUCAUUCAAUAUGGUUGAUCACAUCAUUUAAUAUGGUCGAUCACGUCAUUUAACGUGGUCGAUCACGUAAUUUAACGUGGUCGAUCACAUCAUUUAAUAUGGUCCACCAUGUAAUUUAAUGUGGUCCAUCACAUCAUUUAAUAUGGUCGAUCACAUCAUUUAAUAUGGUCCACCAUGUAAUUUAAUGUGGUCCAUCACAUCAUUUAAUAUGGUCGAUCACAUCAUUUAAUAUGGUCCAUCACGUCAUUUAAAGUGGUUAAUCACAUCAUUUGAUAUGGUCAACCAUGUAAUUUAAUAUGGUCCAUCAUGUCAUUUAAUGUGGUCGAUCACGUCAUUUAAUAUGGUCCACCAUGUAAUUUAAUGUAGUCGAUCACGUCAUUUAAUUUGGUCGAUCACGUCAUUUAAUGUGGUCCACCAUGUAUUUUAAAGUGGUCGAUCACGUCAUUUAUUGUGGUCCACCAUGUAAUUUAAUGUGGUCCACCAUGUAAUUUAAUGUGGUCCAUCAUGUUAUUUAAUUUGGUCGAUCAUGUUAUUUAAUGUGAUCCCCAAUGUAAUUUAACGUGGUCCAUCAUGUUAUUUAACGUGGUCGAUCACAUCAUUUAAUAUGGUCCACCAUGUAAUUUAACGUGGUAUAUCACGUCAUUUAUUAUGGUUCAUCACGUCAUUUAAUAUGGUCGAUCACAUCAUUUAAUAUAGUCGAUCACGUCAUUUAACUUGGUCGAUCACGUCAUUUAACAUGGUCGAUCACGUCAUUUAAUGUGGUCCAUCAUGUCAUUUAAUAUGGUCCAUCACGUCAUUUAACAUGGUCGAUCACGUCAUUUAAUAUGGUCCACCAAGUAAUUUAAAGUGGUACAUCACGCCAUUUAAUGUGGUCGAUCACGUCAUUUAACGUGGUCGAUCACAUCAUUUAAUAUGGUCCACCAUGUAAUUGAAUGUGGUCCAUUACAUCAUUCAAUAUGGUCGAUCACAUCAUUUAAUAUGGUCGAUCACGUCAUUUAACGUGGUCGAUCACGUCAUUUAACGUGGUCGAUCACGUCAUUUAAUAUGGUCUACCAUGUAAUUUAAUAUGGUCGAUCACGUCAUUUAACGUGGUCGAUCACAUCAUUUAAUAUGGUCCACCAUGUAAUUUAAAGUGGUACAUCACGUCAUUUAAUGUGGUCGAUCACGUCAUUUAACGUGGUCGAUCACAUCAUUUAAUAUGGUCCACCAUGUAAUUUAACGUGGUCCAUCACAUCAUUUAAUGUGGUCCAUCACGUCAUUUAUUAUGGUCCAUCACGUCAAUUAACGUGGUCGAUCACGUCAUUUGAUAUGGUCCACCACGUCAUUUAACGUGGUCCACGUCAUUUAACGUGGUCCACCAAAUAAUUUAAAGUGGUACAUCACGUCAUUUAACGUGGUCGAUCACGUCAUUUAAUAUGGUCCACCACGUCAUUUAAUGUGGUCGAUCACGUCAUUUAAUUUGGUCGAUCACGUCAUUUAACGUGAUCGAUCACAUCAUUUAACGUGGUCCAUCACGUCAUUUAUUAUGGUCCAUCACGUCAAUUAACGUGGUCGAUCACGUCAUUUAAAAUGGUCCACCAUGUAAUUUAAUGUGGUCCAUCACGUCAUUUAAUAUGGUCGAUCACAUCAUUUAAUGUGGUCGAUCACGUCAUUUAUGGUGGCCUGUUGUCAUUCAAAAUGGUCCGCUACAUGACGUGGUUAGCCACGUCAUUUAACUUGUUCCGCCACAUCAUUUAACAUGGUUCGCCACUUUAUUCAAUGUGAUCCUUCACCUCAUUUAUCGUGGCCUGCCACAUCAUUAAUGUGGUCUGUCACAUCAUUUUAUAGGGCCUGCCAUGUCAUUCAACAUGGUCCACCACGUCAUUUACCAUGGUCCAUCAAAUCAUUUAGUGUGGCCUAAAAUGUCAUUCAAUGAGGUCUGCCACAUGAUUAAAUGUUUUUUGUCACAUUAUUUAAAGGGCUCCGUCACUUCAUUUAGGAUGGCCUGCCAUUUAAUUUAAUGUGCUCGACCACAUCAUCUAAUGUGGUCCGUGACAUCAUUUAGACUGAACUGCCAUAUCAUUCAAAUUGGCCUGUUACAUCAAUUAAUGUGGUCUGCCACAUGAUUUAUUGUGGUCCGUCACAUCAUUUAGGUUGGCCUGCCAUGUCAUUCAACGUGGUCUGCCACGUCAUUGAAUGUGUUCGCCACGUGAUUCACUGUGGUACGCCACGUCAUUGAAUGGGAUUCUUCACAUCAUUUAGCUUGGCCUGCCACAUCAUUUAACGUAGUCCCUCACAUCAUUUAGGUUGGCCUGCCAAUUCAUUUAACAUGGUCCAUCACAUCAUUUAGGUUGGCCUGCCAUGUCAUUCAAUGUGGUCGGCCACGUGCUUCACUGUGGUGUGCCACAUCAUUCAAUGGGAUGCUUCACGUAAUUUAAAGUGGCCCGCCAUAUCAUUUAAUGUGGUCCGUCUCAUCAUUUAGCACUGUGUGCCAUGUCAUUCAACAAGGUCUGCCACAACAUUUAACUUAGUUCGCCACGUGAUUCACUGUGGUACGCCACAUCAUUUAUGUUGGCCUACCAUGUCAUUCAACGUGGUGUGCCGCGUCAUUGAAUGUGGUCCGUGACAUCAUUUAGGUUGGCCUAUCAUUUAACAGUGGCCUGCCACAUCAUUCAUUGUGAUCCGUCACAUUAUUUAGGUUGGCCUCCCAUGUCAUCCAAUGUGGCCGUCCACAUCAUUUAAUGUGGUCCGUCACAUCAUUUAGGUUGGCCUGGCAUAUCCAUUACAGUCGCCUGCCACAUCAUUUAAUGUGGUCCGUCACAUCACUUAAGUUGGCCUGCCAUUUAAUUCAAUGUGGUCUGCCACAUCUUUUAAUGUGGACCGUGACAUCAUUUAGGUUGGCCUGCCAUGUCAUUCAACGUGGUCUGCCACUUUAAUUAACGUGGUCCGUCACAUCAUUUUGGUUGGCCUGCCAGAUCAUUUAACGUGGUCCGUCCCAUCAUUUAGGUUGGCCUGCCUUAUGACAUUUAACGUGGUCCGUCACAUCAUUUUUGUUGGCCUGCCAGAGCAUUUAUUGUGGCCUGCCACAUUUUUUAACGUGGUCUGUGACAUCAUCUAGUUUGGCCUGCCAUGUCAUUUAAAGUCGCCUGCCACGUCAUUUAACGUGGUCGGUCACAUCAUUUAGGUUGGCCUGCCAUGUCAUUUAAUGUGGUCCGUCAAAUCAUUUAGGUUGGCUUGCCAUGUCAUUUAAAGUCGCUUGCCACAUCGUUUAAUGUGGUCUGUGACAUCAUUUAGGUUGGCCUGCCAUGUCAUUUAAAGUCGGAUGCCACAUCAUUUAACGUGGUCUAUCACAUCAUUUAGGUUGGCCUGCCACAUCAUUUAAAGUCGCCUGCCACAUCAUUUAAAGUCGUCUGCCACAUCAUUUAAAGUGGUCCUUCACAUCAUUUAGGUUAGCCUGCCAUGUCAUUUGAAGUCGCCUGCCCCGUCAUUUAAUGUGGUCCGUCACAUUAUUUAGGUUGGCCUGCCAUUUAAUUCAAUGUGGCCUGCCACGUCUUUUAACGUGGUCUGUCACAUCAUUUAGGUGGGCCUGCCACAUCAUUUAAAGUGGUCUAUCACAUCAUUUAGGUUGGCCUGCCAUUUAAUUCAAAGUGACCUGCCACAUCUUUUAACGUGGUCCGUGACAUCAUUUAGGUUGGCCUGCCAUGUCAUUCAACGUGGUUUGCCACGUGAUCCACUGCGGUGCGCCACAUUGAAUGGGAUCCUUCACGUCAUUUAAAGUGGCCCGCCACAUCAUUUAAUGUGAUCCGCCGAAUCAUUUUAUGUAGUCCGCCCCAUCAAUUAAAGCGGCCCUAUUAGCGACGUGGCCCUCAAUAAAAAUGAGUUUGACAGCCCUGAUCUAAGAACUGCAGUCAAUAUCCAAUCAGAAUCCUUCUGAGGUGACCACGCUCAGACCACCUGAGGCGUGGUCUCCAUGACCUCUGACCUUGGGACAGUGUGUGCUAGUAACUCUCUUCUGGGUGUUGUCGGAUGUUUGUGUCUUUGUCGUUGACCUGAUGCCAAAAGAAAAGUGCACAUCCAACCACUUUUGUACAGAUAAUUUAUUCACCCGCGGUCACGUGACCCGCGGCGGUGAGCGCUCACCACUUCCCGGGGGGCCGGGCCAAGCGAACGCGGCGGCGGACAAAGAAUGCGUUUGUGCGAGAGUGUUUCCUGUUUCCUCCGACUUGAGCCUCAGCUGCCUCCCUGGCUUUUUCACGGCGCGCUCCCUCGCUCGCCUGGGCGACCUUACGGCGGCGACAAGGGAACGCCGACACGGUGCUGGUUUACGCGCCGGUCACCAGGCGGCGCUGCCUUACGCCUCCCUGAGUCGACUUUGUUGUGUCCACCGGGACAAGUGGCAGUGUUAUUGUUAUUGUCGUCGUCGUCGUUUCUAUUUUUUACACGUAUUGACGGCCGGGAAAUGGCUGCUGUUGCCAUGGCGACCAACCAAUGGUAAGAUGACACUUCAACAUUUAAAGGACUUCCUGUCAGCAUCUGUUGGGGGGGGGGGGGACACACACAAUCACAGGCCAAGAUGGUGUUUUAUCUCUGUGGAGACCCACCUUGUUCUCCCACAGCUUGUGAUGUCUUGUUGCCAUGGUGACCUCCAAGUUCCAGUGCUGCUGAGUUGCCGUGACAACAACGAAAGAAAAUGGCUGUUUAUUGAUGAUUGAUAAGAGAUUAUUGGUUAGUGGCCGGCCACUGCCUUCCUUCCAGCUGUAUGACACGACAAUAAAGCAUUGAAAGCA